AUGGAAAAGAAGCCUAAUAUUAUAGGAUUAAUAAAACAGGAUGAUAAAAUUUUUGAAUUAAUUUAUACUGAAUCUUCACAUAUCAUUUGUAAUGAAACUAAAAAAGAUGUUAAUAAUUAA
This is a messenger RNA of Funneliformis mosseae, 120 nucleotides long. Lineage: Eukaryota; Fungi; Glomeromycota; Glomeromycetes; Glomerales; Glomeraceae. The record is from the annotation of a GenBank genome assembly.